AGACAGAAGCCGAUUUUUUUGGUUUGUCGUAACCGAUUUAAAAAUGGCAAAUACAGAAGAAGAAUUUUCUCUCAAGGAAGUUCUGGUCCACUUCAAGUCCUGCUUGCUGGAUGAUGAUAAAGAUGUUCUUCUGGAGCAUUACCUGAAUGGUUGGAAAGGAUUGGUUAGGUUUAUGAACAGUCUCGGAAGUAUUUUUUCAUUUGUAUCAAAGGAUGCUGUGAGUAAAAUUCAGAUCAUGGAAAACUACUUGAAGGGGGAAAGUGGAGAGAGGUAUCGGUCUCUCCAGUCCAUGAUUGAGUAUGAGUUAAGUGGUAACCUAGUGGAUUUAACACAACGCUCUGGUCACCCCGACUCUGGCUGCCGCACAUUACUGCGCCUGCAUCGUGCUCUGCGUUGGUUACAACUGUUUUUGGAGAAGUUAAGAACAAGUAGUGAAGAUAGCAAGACCUCCACCUUAUGCUCAGAGGCUUACAAUGACUCUUUGGCCAACUACCACCCCUGGAUCAUACGCAAAACCGCAUCUGUUGCCUUUCUUGCUCUCCCAGUUCGUAACAAGUUCUUUGAGGUGAUGAAUGUUGGAACUCCAGAAGAAGUGGUAGACAUGCUUGGGGAGGCCCUUCCCUAUGUGUCCAAAGUAUAUGACUUUACGGAGGAGCAGUACUCGCAACACAACCUGCUGAACCUACCUUAAAACAUCAUAAACGUCAAAAUAUGAAUAUAGGUUAUCACACAAAUAAAAUGAUGUAUGUGUGAAUAUCAUGAUUCCUGCCAGGUGCUCAGAAGCUUAUUGUAACAAACGAGCCUUUUACAGUCUGGUUGUAAAUGUACUUUUCCCAUUGAUUCCUAGGCUGCUAAAGCCUGCUUUUGAAAUGUCAUAUGUGUUGUCACUGAUAGGUAUUGAACAUGCAGUCAUAAAAUGGACACGGACCAAAGGUCUUUCUUUUAAUGGAACUUUUUUUUAAUUAAAGUGUUUACAUUAUAGUUCUUACCUCUUGUUCCUUAUGAAUUUAUGUAUCAAAAUUUUUUUGGAAGAAAUGGAAGUGAAGUUUAUUUAUUAAAAUGUGGAUUGAUGGGAGUUGAUAACCAAACUGCAAAAAAAAUAGCUGAUUUGGAAAAGAUUCUCCAACUGUGCCAUAGUCAUGUCUUGUCUUAUGAUAACCUAAAUUUUGCACAUUUGUUUUCAAUUCACUACAGUUUAGUGAAUAUACCCCCAUUAUGACCAUACCCUUACCUCUGGGAACACGUGUCAAGCUCCAUUUUCUCAACUAAGCUGAUAAAACAACAGUUAGAAUAAUACACUGCUUUCUGACACAAUGUAGGGCCCUAAAAGUACGAUUUUUAGAUGACUACUUGUUAAAAAGCCCUAUGUCUUGGUAUAAAAAAAGGGAAGAGUUUUAAUAAAAUAUUUUGGGAUUCUAUAAACUAAGGGCUACAUUGGCACAUAUGGGAUAGUUUCUGAAAAUUUGGGCAUUACUGGGUCUUUUUUAAUGUGACUCACCUGCUGUACUUUAAUGGAACACUUAAAACACCAUAACCGUGGUCAAACUGUUUUAGGAUGGUCUGCCAGGUGCUGUUCCCUUCUUUCACUACAGCCAACAGCUUUUAAGCUUCUGUUAGCUGUCCUGGACUAAACAAUGCAGGGCUAGCUCAUUGGCUGAGACAGGGAGCUUCCAGCUCUCUGUAGAAUGUAUUGGAGAAGGGGAGUGCUGCCUAUCCCAAAUAAGAAUUCACACUGUUCUAAAACAGAAUGGGGGGGAGCUUCAGUGCAUUAUUUGCACCAUAACUGUAUGAAUGCAUUAUAGUGGUUACAGGGCUUGAAGUGAUUCUUUAACGCUGGUUAGCGUUGUAGAACUAUGAACAGCUUUAGGAAUGUUAUAGGGAGAUCUCUAAAACAAAGAAUGCUGUAACUUGUGAUUCAAUUUAUUUAUGCCAAACACAUUUGUCUGUACCUCCUGUUCAAUGAAAUGUUUACUUGAAUAUACUCGAAUAAAGCACUAUGCUGGUGAUACAGAAUACCCAGCAGUCA
Messenger RNA from Pelobates fuscus (common spadefoot toad), 2026 nucleotides. RefSeq names its product ceramide-1-phosphate transfer protein (gene CPTP). The record is from RefSeq and is a predicted model, not a curated record. Gene Ontology annotation, biological process: intermembrane lipid transfer. The coding region runs from base 44 to 691 and encodes 215 amino acids. Gene Ontology annotation, molecular function: lipid transfer activity. Gene Ontology annotation, cellular component: cytoplasm. The transcript has 2 exons. Lineage: Eukaryota; Metazoa; Chordata; Amphibia; Anura; Pelobatidae.